AGGCCUGGGCGCAGGGGUUCGCCAAACGAGUGGCUGUUUUCGAUCGUUCGGCGCGUGGGCAGGACGUGCCCGAACUCGCGGCCUGGGUCGCCGAGGCUGAGAGUGGCCUCGAUCAUGUUGCCACCGACGACUGGCUUGCCUGGGGUUCGCGCAUCUUGCCGCAGCGUG
Molecule: messenger RNA, 168 nt
Organism: Heterobasidion irregulare TC 32-1
Lineage: Eukaryota; Fungi; Basidiomycota; Agaricomycetes; Russulales; Bondarzewiaceae
Exons: 2
Source: RefSeq, a predicted model, not a curated record